Molecule: messenger RNA, 2526 nt
Organism: Ruditapes philippinarum (Manila clam)
Lineage: Eukaryota; Metazoa; Mollusca; Bivalvia; Venerida; Veneridae
Exons: 2
Coding region: 314-958 (214 amino acids)
Source: RefSeq, a predicted model, not a curated record
UUAAGCAGAGACAGGUUAUACUUGAUUGGACAAGUGCAUUCUGGGAUCGAUCGUUUAUAAAUAGAAAAGAUAGUUCAGCGCGAACUUACGAUUAGAAAAGUUCAGUACCUUGCCGGAUAAAAAUAUUUGUUCAGUAAAUUGUUGUUUGAAGAAGGUUCGUUGUAUGAAACAAAUAUUGCCUGUUUGAAAUCUAAUUUAGAAUAAGAAUAUUGGAAUUUAUGUUAUAUGAAAGAAAAAGGAAAUGAAAAUAAAUUGAUUGAAAUUUGAUGCUCAUAGUGACAAACCUCUAAAACCUGUCCGCACGAACUUGGUCAUGAGGCCUCCACGUGGUGAUUCGCCUACUUUGAAGCAGCAGGUGACACGCACAGAAUCUUUACGUCAACGAUGUAACGAUAGAAACGCUGACGAAAUUAUUCGAUUUGUCCGAGAUAUUCAAUUCGAACGUGUUCCAACCUCAAUGCGCCUCCAGAAGAAGGCGCCUUUACCGAGCAUUGGACAAAAUUGCAUUAAAAGUGGCACGUGCGAUUCUGGAUUUCUUGAUCGUGCAACAGACUCUACUGAUAGUGAUGAAGAUAUGCUAGACAAUGAAAUUCUAUAUUCAACACAGAAAAGAUCUGCGCCCAAACUUGACCCGGCUUUGAUAGAAAUGCUCACGAGCCCACGUGGUGUUACAAAAAACUCAAAUGAUUUUAAUAUAUUAUCGCGCUCUCUUCCUCAAGGUCAUGUUGAUAUGUUUAAUAACAAUUUGAAAGUUCCUCGCCAAAACAGCUUUAUCAGACACGGAAAACUACACAGAAACGGAAAUACGGGUAAACAAAGAAUCCUUACGAAACAACUUCCGCCAUUAUCACGUGAUAGUAUUCCAGAACGCCCGUCUGCACCUUCGCCAAGCCGGACACCAAUGUGGUCAGACAACAGUUUCAUAGAAGAGGAACCAGUAGAAUACCUUGACCUUUGACAGGUCAUUGCUCGUUGUUUGAUGCAUUUGACUAUAAUGUACAACGAUGUUUGCCAUAAUCAGGACAGCAUUUUGCAGGUCCUGUUCAGAAUAUAUGCCAUAUAAGUUAUUUUCUCAGGGGAAUUUACAAAUAUAAGCUAGAAUGUGAUUUUCUACACUAGUGUGACUGGUGAAAGUUGUGAACUUUUUUGUUAUAUUUCACACUUAUGUUAUUCAUAUAUUUACAUAGCAUAUAAUUUACUUCACAUGUAAACCGAACAAUUUAAUAAAAGCACAUGUUUUUGUAUAUAUGUGAAUCUACUCUUACAUCACAAAAUUGUGGUGUCACUUUUUAAUUUUUUAACAUUUUUUUUCCUAAUUUUUUUUAUAUUAAUACGCAUAUGUACAAUGUAUCAUUACCACUUCUAUGAUAAACUGGACUCAUACAAAAACUGUUGGUAUUUUGCUAUUAUUCAAAAUGUUACUGUAUUUUGUCAUUUGGGUGAGUUUGUGAAAUAAACUAAAUAUACAAUGUUAAUUUUGUCUAUUAAUUUCUUUCUUGCACAGAAAAUAAAUGUUAAUGGUAUAUUAAAACAUUAUUUGUUAUUUAAUUAAAUUUGGAAUUGCUAACAUAUUUUUCUACAUCAAAAGUAGUAUGCCUUUUUUUCGUAAAUGCGUCGAGUCGGGAAUUUUGUGACAGACGUCAAUGUUAUGUAAAUCAUUAUCAAAGACGUUUUUGUUUUCAAAUUCGGAAUAAAAUACUGUUCAUUGUAACUGUUGUUAAUAACCUGUUCAAAGGAAUUUCAUCUUAAACUUUUGCAAAAAGUUAAUGUAUUAAAGCUAUGAUAUUGUCAUAAAUGAGGGAAGGGAGUUUAAAGUACAAGACUAUAGAUAUGAUUUAUUAUUUCAUACACAUUUUUUUACCAUUACAUUGUGAAAUUUAUGAUUUUGAAUUAUUUACACAAAUAAAAUAAACAAUAACAUCGACUUUAUUAUCUGGUUUACUACGAGGACAAAGAUCGUUGCUAUGUGUCCACAACUGUUACAGUAACAUAUGUAGCAAAUAUAGGCCAUAGUUUCACUUCAUGGUUGUUCCUACGCACGUGAAAUAUGCCCAUUAACAGUUGUAAUCAGACGAUAUCUCUAUAGUUUUUUGUGUUUAAUUUAUUUUAUUUGACACUAUCAUGUUCGUAUGGCCUUUUUUUCCAGCACAAAGACCCCAGUUUACUUCCGUGCAAUAUUUUUUAAACGGGCGGAUGUCGGUAGUCGGCAUAACUAUAUGGCUGACAUUUUUGGCAAAAAUUAAAAUCUCUUUAAUCAGUACAUUCAUUACAAGACAAUUUCUGAUAAUGUCUACUGAAAAACGUAAAUUUUAUCCAAAAAUGCUUCGGAUAUUUCAGGGUCUUUCAAAUAUUUCUGUUUCUAUUAUAUUCCUUUUACUACUUUUAAUUCUAAUACUGUUUGCCUGAAAAAAAAAUGAGACAUGUUUGUAAAGAUCAUGUAUUGUGAAGUACAUCGUAUAGUGCGACCAGUUGUUAACUGUGAUCAUAUUUUGUUAAAAAAUGUUUUAACAAGAGCUUGUCAAUAUU